This is a messenger RNA of Nothobranchius furzeri (turquoise killifish), 4471 nucleotides long. The record is from RefSeq and is a predicted model, not a curated record. NCBI's taxonomy places the organism in Eukaryota, Metazoa, Chordata, Actinopteri, Cyprinodontiformes, Nothobranchiidae.
CCAGACCGUCCUCUCCCCGGCCACCUCCACCAGCUCCUCCGGCAGGACCCCAAGGCGUUCCCAGACCAGAUUGGAGAUGUAACCUCUCCAACGUGUCCUGGGUCGACCCGGGGGCCUCCUGCCAGCAGGACGUGCCUGAAACACCUCCCCAGGGAGGCAUCCAGGAGGCAUCCUGACCAGAUGUCCAAACCACCUCAACUGGUUCCUUUCGAUCCGGAGGAGCAGCGGUUCUACUCCGAGUCCCUCCCGAAUGUCCGAGCUCCUCACCCUAUCUCUAAGGCUGAGCCCGGCCACCCUACGGAGGAAACUCAUUUCAGCCACUUGUAUCCGCGAUCGCAAUCUUUCGGCCGUUACCCAAAGCUCAUGACCAUAGGUGAGGAUUGGGACGUAGAUCGACCGGUAAAUCGAGAGCCUAAUAAUAAUAAUAAUAAUAAUAAUAAUAAUAACAAAGUCAUUGUAGACAUGAAAUAUAAAAUCACACUGAUAAUCAUAUAAAAAAUGAAGUGAUCAUAUUCUGUUCAAAAAGGAGUUUGAGGAAGCUGAUGCUUAUUAAAUCCUACCCCCCUUUGACACAUAAAACAUAAUACAGUGAACUGAUGUGCAUUUUGCUUGCAGUAAUGCUGCUUUAGCUGCUGAAUGCAUGCUGCCGUUCUAGCAUUUUGCAUUAAACCUAGAAACUCCCCGCAGAUGCCAGUGCAGCUGUUUUGACAAUAUUAUGUAAAAUUAGCAACUUGACUCACGAUUCUCGGCUCUGAGACACAUUUUGAACACAUCAUUUUUCUUGAAUGGUAAUGAGUUUAUUUUUGUGUUGUAAAAGUUAUAAGACGGUGAAGGGAAUGAUCCAACUCAAUUUUGGCACUUUUUAAAAGUUUUAAACCAAAGCACCGUUUUGAUUCCUUUGCUCCCCUGGGGCCGGUUGUAAACUUUUCACGCUCCAGACUCUAAUGAAUUUGGCUGGAGGAAUGUCGAUAUUUAUUGGAACAGGCCUGUGGUGCACAGGAAUAAUCUUCAAACCUCAGCCUGCUGCUUCUGUGACCAUAGUUGGGCAACCUUGGCCUUCUGUCUGCGGCAGUGUUGUAAUAACAAUUUCUUAGAAAAUAUCUCCAACCAAAAUUUCCACUCUGCUUUUUUGUUGUAAUUAUAAUCUUAGCUGAAUGCUUCUUGCACAAAUGGACGAUUAGUACUUGUUAGUCCCCUCUUUUGUCCAUGUAGCUGUUUCUCUUUCUCUCUGUAUCUUCAUACACGAGUGUGUGCCUGCAGUGUCUGCUGUAUAGCCAUAUAGGGCUGAACGCACUGCAGGAGGCGUCCCCUCAGCUAUGAACCGCUGGCCGCCAUCACUGUCACCCCCAUCCCCUCUCCUGUUUGGGGACAAGCUGCAGCUGCCGACACAGCUGGAGGUUUCAUCGCAUUCUUCAUCUGUCUACUUUACUAAACCUUUAACACACUCACCCCGUCACCCCAUGAACUCAUACUCUCACCGGCUGCACACGCUUCCCAGCCCGCCGCCAAAGAAAGCGCCGUUCCCCCUCAUUCGGGACUUCGUGAUGGAUUCAGGAACAGAAGUUGGCGAAUGAGAAAGGAUUUUAUGAUUUCCCGACCUAAUCUUUGUGUUGUCUUUGACUGCGAGCGCAGCUUCUCGUAUAAAUCCCAGAUAACUAACAUCGCGUGUGAGACGAUUCUGCGUGUCUCCAUCAGAUUUAACCCUCCUCUCUGCAUGGGUCUGCGACGUGCCAAACUGCCAAGCUCCUGUUGGGACUUCCUUUUGUUUGUUUUGCGCCACCAGGGACAUCGGCUCAGCUCUCACAAGAAUGUGUAUGAGACACCGCAGCAUCGAGACGAAAUUACGCCACUUCACCAAUGUCCUCGUGGAAGGCUUGGUUACGCCACUCCAAGACAGGAUAGAGGAAUGGAAGAAGACGGCUAACCAGCUGGACAAAGACCAUGCCAAAGAAUAUAAAAGGUCUCGUCAGGAAAUCAAAAGGAAGUCAUUGGAUACAGUAAAACUCCAAAAGAAAGCAAGGAAAGGCCGGGGGAACCUGCGCCCCCAGCUGGACAGCGCCAUGCAGGACGUCAGCGACCUGUACCUGCUGAUGGAGGAGACGGAGAAGCAGGCUGUACGAAGAGCACUUCUGGAGGAGAGAGGACGCUACUGUACAUUCAUCAACUUACUUCAGCCAGUGGUGAAUGUAGAAAUUGCCAUGCUGGGAGAAAUUACUCAUUUACAAGCCAUCGUUGAUGACCUGACUGUACUGACUGAAGAUCCGCACAAGCUGCCACCCGCCAGUGAGCAGGUAAUUCGGGACCUGAAAGGCUCCGACUACAGCUGGUCCUACCAGACCCCUCCUUCAUCCCCCAGCAGCACCAACUCCAGGAAGAGCAGCAUGUGCAGCCUGCUUCAGAUGCCAUCAGCAGGAGCACAUCGGCUCAGCAGCGUCUCCUCCCACGACUCAGGCUUUGUCUCCCAGGACGCCAACACCCAUUCCAAGCCUCCCUCACCCAUGCCCUCUGAUAUCACCAGCCAGAAAUCCACGAGCUCAGCCUCCUCUGAGGCUUCAGAAACCUGCCAGUCUGUCAGCGAGUGCAACUCUCCUACAGCGUAUGGCUCAUGCUCCUCCUUCGGUACCUUCCGCGCUGCUUUCUCUCACACUGGCACCAUCAGGCCUCUAUCUGUCAUAGUCCCCGCGUCCCCCACAUUUACCCACUCACCUGGAUCCAACAACCCUUCACCCACAUCAAAGGUUCCUAGCUGGAAGGACUGGGCCAAGUUGAGUCCCUGUGAGGCUUCACUGGCUAGCACUCUGCAGCGCAGGAGGGAAUCUGUGGAAAAGAUGAGAGAGAUGGAGACGCCGCCUAGUCCGCAGGGGUACUCUGGGAUGCAACCAGGGGAUCUGCACCGAGUGAGAAGUGGCCCAGGAACGAUUACAGCCAAGCAUGGAGAGCCCCUGUCUCCAGCAGCCAGUACUUUAGCCAUGGUUCUGACCCGAGGCUUGAGUAUGGAGCAGCAGAAGAGCAGCAGAGACUCUCUGCAGUACUCCAGCGGCUACAGCACACAGACUAACACCCCUUCCUGCUCUGAGGACACCAUCCCAUCCCAAGGUUCUGAUUAUGAGUGCUUCUCUCUCAACGGGGAUGCCGACAGUGAGGGGCAGGUGGACUUUGACAAGUCGUCCACCAUCCCACGCCACAGUAACAUAGCUCAGAGCUACCGCCGCAUGAUCCAAACCAAAAGGCCUGCCAGCACAGCAGGGCUUCCCGCGGGUAAAAGCCUGCAGGGAACCCCUAACGGUGCAGGAGGAAGCAUCUCCGGAGCCAUUUCCUCUGGGACUGCCACCAUUCGCAGGACGCCGUCCUCCAAAACCAGCGUGAGACGCACACCUUCCACAUCAGGCCCCAUUCCCAUCAGGCCCCCCAUCGUUCCAGUCAAAACCCCCACAGUGCCAGACUCUCCCGGGUAUGGCAGCCCAUCCCAGCAUCGUAAAGGCAGCGAGGAGUUUGUGUAUAGUGAUGACCCAUCUGCUAGUGACUACACAAGGGGCUCUCCAAAGAGGAUGAGCCUCCCUGACACGACAUGGGGCUUUGGAGGGGGAGGGGGAGGAGGAGCGGUGGAGAGGACAAUUUACACCCACCAAGCCGCCGGCAUGGCUGCCCACGGUUCAGAUGAGGACCCUCAGCUCGCUGCCAACCGUCACAGCCUGGUGGAGAAGAUAGGAGAGCUGGCAGCCAGCGCGCACGCCCUCGGCGAGGGUCAGUUUCCCUUCCCCAGCUCGACAUCAGGGGACGCGGCUCAGAGUGGGCUCCGGGAGCCGUCCUCUGUGACACGGGAGGACGUGGACAUGCUGGUGACCAUUCGCCGAGGGGUCAGGCUGCGCAAGACACUGACCGAUGACAGAUCAGCUCCCAGGAUCCUUCGGUAAUCCAGAGCGAGGACAGGAAGCAGCUGCGGUGUCCUUAUUUACAAACGGAUGCUUAAUCAAACAAAAGAGCGCUCGUUUAACAUGAAGCGAGGCACGAAGACGAACCUGAAGUCCAGUCCAGGAACAAGUAACUGUACUGCGUACAAAGUAAUCCAUUUUUUUUUUUGUUUUUAUUCUUCUGUUUGUUCCGUUUGGUGGACGUUGUGGCUGUUCUUCUCUUACCUGUGUGGCCAGUUAGUUUCAGCCCACUUCCUCCCAGUAAACCCAGUGAUCAGCACCGCUCCUCUGGGCGUCAUUGUUCUUAAAAUGAUUACUUUUCUGUGCAUUUCUCAGUUGCUGCAGCCACCUUGUAGUGGAAAGUGAGCAGCGCAGUGCUCUGCGAGCCUGUUGUUGUUUUUCCAUACUGCUCCUGUCCAAGCACCGUAUUCCUGUUCUGCUUCAUGAGCUGGACAGCAGCUGUGUAAUUUCAUGUAAAAAUAGAAGCAAUAUGCCGUGUUUAUAUUGCUGUACCGUACUGUCUAUAUAUUCUGCAAUUAAAAAGGCUUUUUACUGUAUAA